AUGGCUGGUCUUGAAGCUAUCAAGGGGGGUGCGGCCUGGUAUCGUUGCGACCCCCCAAUGAUAUUGGGCGAAGCACCUAUUUACCGGGACAGCGACUCUUCUCUUCACUGGGUCGAUUGUCUCGCAAAUCCUCCGGAGCUGCACAUCCUGAAGGUCGAUCCAGAUACAGGUGACGCCCUCGGCCGCGCUCGCAUCCUGAAGCUCUCAGACAGCGUGACGGUGCAUUUUUUCCGAAAAGACACACCAGGAAGUUACAUAUGCGCCUAUUACCAAGGCGUCGCAUUCCUUGACGAGGAGACCGGCCGACUGGACAUUCUCAAAGAGAUCAUCCCGACCGAGGACAGGGGCAUUCGACGGUUCAAUGAUGGCGGCGUUGAUGUAAAAGGACGAUUCUGGCUGGCAGAGAUUGAUAUCAAGGCCAUGAGCUUCGGACCGAACAAACUCCCCGAAAGCUAUGGGACCCCUAUCGGCCGUUUAUGGAGGUACGACCCUGAUGGAAGUCUUCAUGAAAUGGACAAUGGCUUUGUUUGCGGCAAUGGCCUGGCCUGGAGCCCAGACAAUAAAACCAUGUAUGUGAACGACUCGGUCGCGAUGAAAGUCUUCAGCUACGAUUUCGAUGCGGAAACAGGUGCCAUCUCCAACAAGACGUUGUUCAUUGAUCGACGAGACAGCUUCGGCGAACCGGAUGGAAUGGUCGUAGAUACCGAGGGUAAUCUUUGGAUAGCUGUUUUCGACUCAAAUCGAGUCAUGGUAUUCUCUCCAGACGGCGUACAUUUGAAGGAUAUUCUUUUCACGGCGAGGAACAUGGCUUGCACGACUUGGGGAGGGAAGAACCUGAAUUUGCUCUUCGUCGCAACGGGCAAGGACAGGAAGCCAACUGCAAAAGCCGAGGACGAAGGUGGCCACAUGUUCCUUUACAAGACCCCCCCUGGAGUUACCGGCACGGACAAGCAUAAGUUCGCAGGUUGA
This is a messenger RNA of Clonostachys solani, 969 nucleotides long. The record is from the annotation of a GenBank genome assembly. Lineage: Eukaryota; Fungi; Ascomycota; Sordariomycetes; Hypocreales; Bionectriaceae.